This is a messenger RNA of Lobosporangium transversale, 1410 nucleotides long. RefSeq names its product protein-tyrosine phosphatase-like protein. NCBI's taxonomy places the organism in Eukaryota, Fungi, Mortierellomycota, Mortierellomycetes, Mortierellales, Mortierellaceae. Gene Ontology annotation, molecular function: phosphatase activity. Gene Ontology annotation, cellular component: nucleus. The coding region runs from base 158 to 946 and encodes 262 amino acids. The record is from RefSeq and is a predicted model, not a curated record. Gene Ontology annotation, biological process: dephosphorylation. The transcript has 3 exons.
UUUUUUUUUUUCUUGACACAGAAUAAUAUUUCUGGGUUUCACUAUAAGUUUUUUUUUAUUUUUAAUUUUUUCAUUUAUCCUAUCGGACACUCUUCACUUUAUUACACCCACACAACAAACAGCAGCGACAGACAUUCAUAGAAAACAGACAGAUAAAAUGAGCACUAUCUCUGCCAACGCUCAGCACGCUCCCGUCAGCAUGUUCCGCUCUGUUUCAACAGACUCAUCCUCAUCAUCGAUGGCUAUCAACCCUUCUACAGCCGCCCGACUCCAGCGAUUGCCUACACCCCCCCGCAGUCCAGGUUUGGCCCCUUUAGGCAGACAGCUGACACUGAUCGAACCUCCGAUGACUAGGGGCAUUCGUUUUUUGAUCCUCGAUUGCCCUACCGACUCAACCCUUCCCUUCUACUUGAGCGAGCUGAAGCGCAACAACGUUACUGACGUUGUCCGCUGCUGCGAGCCUACAUACCGUGCAGAGACACUUCAGAACGAGGGCAUCACUGUCCAUGACUGGCCUUUCCGUGAUGGAGCUGUGCCUCCAACUAAUAUCAUCAAGAACUGGUUGCAGUUAGUAGACAGCCGCAUUAUUAGGCGUCGUAGUCCUUCACCCUCUGCCAGCGAGGAGGAAGAGGAUGCCUCUGCUCCUGCUCCUCCAACCAUUGCUGUUCACUGCGUUGCAGGACUUGGACGUGCGCCUAUUUUAGUAGCCAUUGCCAUGAUUGAAUUGGGUAUGGCAAACCUGGAUACAGUGGAAUUUAUUCGCCGUCGUCGUCGAGGUUGCUUUAACAGCAACCAAAUCCAAUACAUUGAUGGAUACAAGCGAGGAAAGAUUCUGAAGCAUGCGCUUGGCAGCGGUUCAGGAAGCAACGGCUCGGGUUCAGGUAACGGCUCGGGAGCUAGUGGACUGAAGAGCGGACUGAGCAAGAUGUUCCGGCUCAAGGCUUGACUCUGCGUAGUUAAAUCCUUGGCCAAGAUAUACUGGAUGAGCGAACAGGGGGCAAGGAAAAAGGGGCGAGUUAGUAUGGUGUACAAGACUAUGGGGUAUGAGCAAUCAAAGAAGCAGCAAAUAAAGACGAGAAAAUUAUUAAUGACGAGGAGCAGAAAAAUAUCAGUACCAGGAUCAGGAAUGUUGAAGAUAAACCAUAGAUGUUUUGCGGGGACAAAUGCUUUCGAUCGGAUUGGAAUGGAGGUCAUGAGAUUGGUGGCAACUACGGAUGAAGAAAAGGCAGUUCGGCAAGAUCAUAAUCAUUAUCGACGGCGACUCUGUCAACAGGUUCGAGCUAACGAAAUGCCAAUGAUCCGAAAGGAAGCCAUUUGUGACCGAGGCCGAGGAGUAGGAGUCUUUCUAUUGACACAUGGCUAUUAUUAAACAGGCAUUUAGUUUAGCUUUUUUAUUUUUUUUUUUUUGUU